CACGAUGGACCUGAAGCCAUGGAAAAGUUUAACAAUGAAGUCGGCCUCCCAGCUAAAUCUGGUGUUGCUGGAGAUAUGAUUAUGGUGAUUCCCAAUGUUAUGGGCAUAGCGAUAUAUUCUCCCAGACUCGAUAGCCUUGGAAACACAUAUCGCGGCCUGAAGUUUGCCGAAGCAUUUAUCGAAAAAUUCAACUUCCAUAACUAUGACAGCUUGGUUUACUCUGAUUGCAAAAAGAUGGACCCACGAAAAGUCGUGACAGAGCUGGAUCAGGACAACACUUCGAGAUUUAUGUAUGCCGCAAAGAAUGGCGACAUCUCUGCUAUGAAAAGCGGCAUCAGAAGGCGAUGUGGACUGUCUGAAUUACGUGUUGUCAAAGUGGAAGGAGUCACCAGGUCCCAACAUCAGCCUCAAGACAAAUUCGACCGAACACCUCUAGAUGACGCUAAACAUUUCAACCAUGAGGAUUGCAUAGAAAUUCUACAGAAAGCAAUUGAGAGGUGGAAAAAGGCCGAGGAAGAUUCAUCUAUGUAG
Strongylus vulgaris is the source of this 531-nucleotide messenger RNA. The record is from the annotation of a GenBank genome assembly. NCBI's taxonomy places the organism in Eukaryota, Metazoa, Nematoda, Chromadorea, Rhabditida, Strongylidae.